AAUCAACAAACUGAAAUGAAAAUGUCCGUCGUAAAAGUUACGUUUAUAUUUUACUGUGUGACUGUGUAAUGUUAGUGGCCAGCGAUGUGAUGUUUUAUCAUUAUUAUCAUUAAAAGUGUAUAUUAAUUAUUAAAAUGAUUGUUCAAGAUCCUAUUCAGGUAAUCGUUUGGGAUUGUCUCAACAAUUAUGAAUACGACAAUGCUAUAUUUUUGGCUGAGAGACUACACGCUGAAGUUGCAUCAGAAGAAACAGCGUUUUUAUUGGGUACCUGUUACUACAGAGCUGGACGUGUAAAUGAGGCUCAUCAUUUAUUACAAACUAUAUCAUUGACGUUACCACAAUCUAGAUUUCUUCUCGCUAAAUGCGCUAUAGAAUUAAAAUCGUACAAAGAUGCCGAAGUCAUAUUGGGCACAAACAUGGAUAUUGUUGCUUCAGAGUUUGGUGAACAAGCUCCAUAUGCGCUACAGCUCCUGGCCAAGAUUUAUAACAUCACAGAGAGAAGAAAUAAAGCAGCGGAUGCCCACCGUAAAGCACUAUCAUUGAAUCCAUUCAUGUGGAAAUCAUUUGCACAAUUAUGUAACAUGGGUGAGAAAGUGGAGCCCCACCAAGUGUUCCACCAUAGCAACACCGACUUUUCAUUUGGUGUAUCAACUUUAGUGAAUCUAGUCAGCAAUUCGGAAAACAUUUCCUUUGUUAAUAGCAACAUUCCUAAUAAUACUAGCUUGAACACUAAUGUAACUCCUAAUAAUAUGUCAUCAAAAACACCUAUGAUAAUGUCCACAAGCAUCACACCGGAGCCCCAGGCUCCAGUCAAACGCAUGCACAGCGUGUUCAGCGGAAUGGCACCGAUUCCAUUCUCACCAUCAUUUGGUAUGUUACCGAUGGACGAAUCUCCCGUUUUAUACACGCCAACAUUAACUGACUCCAAUGAGCAGAAAGCUUUACCUAAGAUAGUUAAUUCACUGCGAGCACAAAUGGGACAGCUGAAGGACGCCGUGUUCAGUCCGGCGCCGCGCUGUACGCUCGGCCCCGCCCCGCGCCGCUCCUCCAGACUGUUCAGCAAUAAUAAUAGUAGCUACUCUGUUAAGGAAAACAAUAAAUCGCCAAGUAGAAAAUUUGUAGCUCCUAAAAGCCCCUCGAGAAAAAGUAAACAGAGGACAGCUAAAAACAUUAAAUCAAAUCCGGUAGAAACCAACGAAAGGGCCAAAAGUAUAGAGACGGUAACACCAGCUAUCACGCCAAAGAACUCCAAUGCUGUAGCUUUGUUAAAUUUAUUAAAAGAAUUAGGUGAGGCUUACAAAGCUCUGUCAUUUUUAGAUUGUAAAAACGCUAUAAAACUCUUCCAAGAAAUACCGAGUAAACAGCUUGCGUCGCCCUGGGUGCAGACGAUGAUUGCUCGUGCUCAUUACGAACUAGCGCAAUAUGAAAUGGCCGCUAAGGUGUUUGCAGAGAUUAGAAAACAGCAUCCGAACCGUACGGAAGGAAUGGACAUAUACAGCACAUGUUUAUGGCAUCUACAACGUGAGGCUCAAUUAUCCGCUUUAGCACAAGAACUGGUAGAAUUAGAUAGAAAUGACUCGAUCGCCUGGCUGGCCGCCGGCAACUGCUUUUCUCUUCACAAAGAGCGCGAGACUGCGUUGAAAUUCUUUAAGAGAGCUGUACAGAUCAAUCCGGAUGCGGCUUACGCUCACGCUUUACUCGGACACGAAUACGCGGCGGCCGAGGAAACAGACAAGGCCCUCGCAAGCUUCAGAACAGCGGUCAGCAUCGAUCCUCGCAAUUACGUAGCGUGGUUCGGUAUCGCGACCGUGUACGCUCGCCAAGAACGAUGGAAAGCAUCUGAGGUGCACAUACGGCGAGCUUUGGCUAUACAUCCACACUCGGGUGUACUGAGAUGUCAGCUGGGAGUGGCACAAGCAGCCUUAGGAAAAAUGGAUCGUGCGCUCGCUACUUUAGAACGCGCCGUCGCUUUGGACACAGAAAACCCGCUGUGUCGGUUCCAUCGGGCAUCCGUGUUGUUGCGUGCGGGAAGGCCGGACGAUGCAAUAGACGACUUAUCUCAUCUGAAGAACAUUGCACCGAGAGAGUCGUUAGUUUAUUAUUUACUCGGCAAAGCUUACAAUAAAAUAGGCAACCCUCAUAUGGCUUUGAUGCACUUUAGCUGGGCGACAGAUUUGGAUCCGAAAGGAACGGGUGGGCAUAUUAAGGAAGGCUUCGACCCAUCAAAACAAGAGGACACGCCGGAGAGAGCGACCUAAGUAUGGAAAUUGUAGACGAUCGCGGGACUGGGUUAUUCAAAAUUCGCUUGCGGAAGAAGGCGACGGAGUCAAAUUUGACUGAUGAUAUGUAUAUAUAUAAUUGCGUACACCUAUCGAAUUCUUGACUGACACCAAAUUCUUCCAAAUGUUACUAUAUAGAUUUUGAUAGGUGCAAACUGGCAUUCGGUCAGUGUAGUACUAAGGAUGUAUGUGGAUUUGUUUAUAUAGAGUAAGAUGUGGAUAUUCCUAAUGUUGUUCUAGUAUAUAUCUUGUAUAGCUAACUAUUAAAAUGAUAAACGAUUGAAUGUAAAACUUGAAGCCAUUGAUGCCCAAAAACGCGAGAAUGAUCUCAAUGGAGAGUUUGAAUUUAAUAUGUAAAUGAUAUUUAUCCUAAUAUUAAAUCGGUAUUAUAAUAAUUUUUUAUGCCAUACAAAAUUUCUAAUGCUAAUUAUUUUCUUGGAUCAUUUUUAACAAUAUACAAAAUAUAUGUACAAUAAAUUAAGAAAGUGAAUUCCAACAGUAGUUUAUUUAGCCGCUGGCGGUGUUAACUGAGAUCUUUUUCAAUCAUGUCUCUAAUAAAUUUCCUAAAAUUAGCCUUCAAAGUAUCUGAAAGGAAAUUUUUGCAAUAAGAAGUAUAAAAUUUCCUCGCUUUAUUUAAACAUUACUCAAUAAAUGUGUUAGAUAUAAAAUACAAAAUUAUCACGGCACUGAUAAUAAUUAUGUGCGAAAUAUGGCAUGAAGUUAGAAUUAGAAUAUAAAUGUAAUUAUUUUCGUGUCGUAUGAAUGUACAAACAAAUUAACUAUAGCACCAUUUGUCUGUUUAAAUCACCAAUGAACUGCUAGCUCUGUGAAGACAUGUUUAGACACAACUAUAUGUGAACUUAUAAAAAUCAUUCUACAUUGCAAA
This is a messenger RNA of Papilio machaon (common yellow swallowtail), 3165 nucleotides long. It is a transcript of the gene Cdc27, whose product is annotated as cell division cycle protein 27 homolog. The coding region runs from base 135 to 2258 and encodes 707 amino acids. Gene Ontology annotation, molecular function: protein binding. Gene Ontology annotation, biological process: cell division. The record is from RefSeq and is a predicted model, not a curated record. Lineage: Eukaryota; Metazoa; Arthropoda; Insecta; Lepidoptera; Papilionidae. The transcript is spliced from 4 exons.